UUUUCCACUGAUUCCUCUGACUUCAAUGAAAUUCAACAUCUGCUCGGUAUGGAUAGGAUGGGUUCUGAAACACUGGAAAUGGGGAUUAUCUUUCUCACUCAGACUGGAAUUGGAAUCCUGGGAAAUUCUUUUCUCCUUUGUCUUUAUAUCUUUAUUUUACUCACUGAAUAUAAGUUGAGACACAUUGACCUGAUUCUCAAGCAAUUGGUCUUAGCCAACUUGUUGGUUCUUUUUUCUAAAGGGGUUCCUCAGACAAUGGCAGCUUUUGGAUUAAAAUAUUUCCUGAAUGAUGCUGGAUGCAAAGUUGUCUUCUAUUUUCACAGAGUGGCCACAGGGGUUUCCUUUAGUACUGUCUGCCUCUUCAAUGGCUUCCAGGUCAUUAAGCUCAACUCUAGUGUUUGUAGGAGACUGGAACUCAAGAUGAGAUCCCUAAAGUUCAUUGGCUUCUGCUGUUGCCUCUGCUGGAUCUUACAUCUCAUGAUAAAUGCUUUUGUUCCUAUAACAGUGAACGGUCCAUUGAAUAGCAAAAAUCUUAGUGUGAAAACAAAUUAUGGACACUGUUCCUGGAACAUGAGAAUUCGUUUUAAAAUCUUAAAUAUGAUCAUAUAUUUUUCUCCUGAAAUUAUGAGUUUGGGCUUCAUGAUCUGGGCAAGCAUCUUCAUGGUCGUUAUCCUGCUUAGACACAAAAGAAGAGUCUGCCACAUUCACGGCCACAGGCUUUCCCCCAGACCUUCCCAUGAGGCCAGAGCCACAUACAUCAUCCUGAUCCUAGUGAGCUCCUUUGUUUCCCUUUACUCAUUCUCUACGAUCUCAACUAUUAGCAUGACUUUGUUUGCAAAUCCCGGCCAAUGGAUGAUGAAUAGUUUUGUUGUCGUGACAUCGUGUUUUCCAACUUUCAGCCCCUUUGUGCUCAUCAGCAGUUACACCCGAGUCUCUCAGUUAUGCUUUGCCCAGUGUGCAAAAAAAUCAUUUUUUUCCUAA
Galeopterus variegatus (Sunda flying lemur) is the source of this 981-nucleotide messenger RNA. Its product is annotated as vomeronasal type-1 receptor 1-like. The transcript has a single exon. Bases 49 to 981 code for a protein of 310 amino acids. Gene Ontology annotation, cellular component: membrane. Gene Ontology annotation, biological process: G protein-coupled receptor signaling pathway. Lineage: Eukaryota; Metazoa; Chordata; Mammalia; Dermoptera; Cynocephalidae. The record is from RefSeq and is a predicted model, not a curated record. Gene Ontology annotation, molecular function: pheromone receptor activity.